AUGACAGAGAAGCCUAAGCAGACCAAAGAAACGUUGAAUCCUCUGGCUAUAGCCAAAGUGCUCGGUCCAUCCACGCCUACUUUGGAUCACUUGAUUCGCUUUUUAAGUUCGGUGCGCGGAACCGACAAAGUGCUCAUGUUCAUCCAAUAUUGGUCAAAGAUUUUGAUCUGGUUCAUUCAACGGAAAAGAUCGGCUUCUAUCGUAAAGGCUUCCGCUGGCGCCAUAUCUUUGGCGACACGAAUUAAAAACUUUGCCGGUCCUGUCAGUGACUUCCGUAUCCUCCUCCGUUACUAUGGUUUGUUACCCAUGAUUCAAUACAUGAACUAUCUCGAAUUCCAUCCUCCUGCAAGCAAGCUGGCCCUUGCCAUUGAACGCAUCCAGAAUUGGUGCAACGUCAUUUAUUACCCUCUUGAACACACCUACUGGCUCGGCGCACAUCAAAUCAUCCCAUUAUCCGAAGAAAAGACCAACAAGAUUGGUAUGUGGAGUUGUCGUUUCUGGGCCGCCUACGUUGUUUUGGAAUAUGGUCGAUUGUUCGAGCAAUAUCGUGAUUUAAGAAAACGGGAAAUGAGCUUGUUGAAACGUAUCAAAUCGGGUGAUAUCGCUUCCAACGACGAUCCCGAGGCGGAAAUGGCCAGCAUCAAGGCCGAGCGGUCAUCUAUGAUUGUAAACACUUUGAUCAACUCUGGUUAUCUGCCCUUGACCGUCCACUGGUCCCUCGAGCACAGCACUUUCCCUGAUGUGCUUGUUGGUGUCUGUGGUGGUUUUGCUUCAAUUUUCCAAAUCUAUGCCGCAUGGCGCGCCACCGCCUAA
Molecule: messenger RNA, 813 nt
Organism: Radiomyces spectabilis
Lineage: Eukaryota; Fungi; Mucoromycota; Mucoromycetes; Mucorales; Radiomycetaceae
Product: peroxisomal biogenesis factor 11
Exons: 3
Coding region: 1-813 (270 amino acids)
Biological process (GO): peroxisome fission
Cellular component (GO): peroxisomal membrane
Source: RefSeq, a predicted model, not a curated record